Molecule: messenger RNA, 2565 nt
Organism: Trichogramma pretiosum
Lineage: Eukaryota; Metazoa; Arthropoda; Insecta; Hymenoptera; Trichogrammatidae
Gene: ewg
Product: DNA-binding protein Ewg
Exons: 7
Coding region: 727-2079 (450 amino acids)
Biological process (GO): regulation of transcription by RNA polymerase II
Cellular component (GO): nucleus
Molecular function (GO): RNA polymerase II cis-regulatory region sequence-specific DNA binding; DNA-binding transcription factor activity, RNA polymerase II-specific
Source: RefSeq, a predicted model, not a curated record
AUAUCACUGCUGCGGCUGCUGCCUGCUCGCUGCUGCUGCUGACUACUAUGCCGAGUUUUGCUCUGUGUAUAUGUGAGUGAUUCCGCUCCGCGAUCUGCAUUGUGUAUUGUGUUUGCGCGAUUAUACUGCAUAUCGAGUCUCGUGCUCCUUACACCACUCAUUUUAUAAAUCCAUCAUGUGCGAGUUUUAAUUUUUUCUCUCCCACCUGCUGUUCCUCCUCCACCUCAGCGACUAUUUGCUCGCGCGAUGAAGCCCCGAUUUUGACCAAGUGCUGUCGCGCAGCAAGAACGAAUGCAUAACUCUACGAGGCAAGUUGUCAAGUGUUCGCAUCAUGACCACAAGAAUGAAGCACAAGAAAGGCUCGACGAGAAAUUACUUGGUUUCGCAGGCGAAUCCUUGGCCAGAGAGAUAACCGGUGCGUAAAUGUGUGAUAACGUGCCGUAUGGUUGUGAUGUAAACUAGAUUGAAGAAACCCCGAAUCGAGUGAAAUAAAACCUGAAGAAAAACAGGUUGGCGAAGGCCGAAGAUUUAUUCUAUUUGAAGAAGUUUUAAACUAACAAAAUAGGGUCGAAAAAUCAAGAAACGUCAACGACCGAGAAGAGGAAGUACUCGGACAAUCAGAGCGAAGUAAUUGAUAAAGUUGCAAAGCUGUCUGAGACGGAGGUUGACGCGGGAGCCAGCGAGGCUCUCAGCACCAUUGCAAUAAAGACCGAGGACGGCCACCACAUGGUUGACGGGGACGGAGAGGAGUUCCACGUGGUUACGGGACAGAUGGUCGACGGAUCGCCACUAGGCGUGGUCACGGUCGUCCCUGGCGUCGUUGACGACAACAGCAUGGCGUCCCUGACCAACGUCGAAUCCGACGCCAAUGAUCGGAUGAGCGAAGACGACGACGACGACAAUAGCAGUGAAUCCGAAGCCUACGAGGAUGGCGAUCUCUUGAGCUCGGCUAUGGACGACGACGUCACGGCCCAGCUCGCUGCAGCAGGUUGGCAUGAAUACAAUGAUCACGCAUCUAAUGGACCCAUUGGAGUUGCGGCGGCUGCAGCUAUCGUAUCUGCCAAGAAAAGAAAACGACCUCACAGUUUUGAAACUAAUCCUAGUAUUCGCAAGCGCCAACAAAACAGGCUAUUAAGGAAAUUGAGACAAACAAUAGAUGAGUUUGCUACAAGAGUUGGCCAGCAAGCUGUUGUAUUAGUUGCUACCCCUGGAAAACCAAGUAGUAGUUACAAAGUAUUCGGUGCAAAGCCGUUAGAAGAUGUUCUUAAAAACAUGAAAACUUCAAUUAUGGAAGAUUUAGAAAAUGCGUUGGCUCAACAGGCUCCUCCACCGGUUCAGGAUGAUCCAUCAUUAUACGAACUUCCUCCGCUCAUAAUCGAUGGCAUACCAACUCCAGUUGAAAAAAUGACUCAAGCGCAAUUGAGAGCAUUCAUCCCAUUAAUGUUGAAAUAUUCAACUGGUAGAGGAAAGCCUGGAUGGGGAAGAGAAAGCACCAGGCCUCCAUGGUGGCCCAAGGAAUUGCCUUGGGCAAACGUUAGGAUGGACGCAAGAUCAGAGGAUGAAAAACAAAAGCAGAUUUCCUGGACGCAUGCGUUGAGACAGAUCGUUAUCAACUGUUACAAAUAUCAUGGUCGUGAAGAUCUAUUACCAGCCUUCAGCGAAGAAGACGACAAAUCAAACAUCGUUCUACAACAAGCUUCUGUUUCGACGGAACAAUCGACAGGCAGUCAAGGCAGUCAACAAACGAUGACACAAUACCCUACUGUACUACAAACUAUAACGAAUUCAGAUGGAUCUGUUUCUUUGAUCCAAGUGGAUCCUACUAAUCCUAUUAUUACGUUACCUGAUGGUACUACUGCGCAAGUUCAAGGAGUCGCCACUAUACACACAGGUCAAGGAGAUGUUCAAACUCUAUCUGACCCAAAUGACGGCCAAAGUGUUUCCGUUGAUCUCAACAGUGUUACCGAAGCAACUCUCGGGCAAGAUGGUCAAAUUAUUCUUACUGGCGAAGAUGGUCACGGUAAACCUAUUUUCUAUAGGCUGUGCGCCGUCGCCGGUCAAGAACUACUCGAGCAGUGAAACGUGCUUAUUCUAUGAUUAUUUAUUUCGACUUCUUUAAUUUUUGCAUGUUAUAUAUGCAUUACAAUUUUAGUGAGCAGGAACAAAUUGACGUUUCAAAAUUUUUUAAUUUGUAGUUAGAUUUUAGGGACCCCAUCUCGUAAUUAGUUGGAAACUUGUACAUAAAAUGAAACUAAACUGAUAUAGGUGACUUAAACGUGAGUUUAUUGAGUGAAAAUUCAAAAUAUUGAAGAUGAUUUAAUAUUUAAUGUUAACACAUUCAACUGUGUUUCAAUAAUUUGAUUGAGUAAUCACUCAUAAAGCUAGAAUACUUUUUCAAAUCUGAAUUUGUCAAAACUCAUUUUCACUACUACAUAAAACAAGGCAUUUAUGUAAAAGUAUGUACAUAUAGUGUAGAUGAUGAUGUAUCUAAUGAUAUAAUUUAAAAAUCGCAGUUAUAUAGUACAAAUAAUAAUUUAAUUGUAUGCGCGAGAGAUUUUUUGAAAU